ACACAGAAAUAAUCAACGUUAUGUUUAACUUUAACAAAAUUCCAACAGAUUCAUAUGCCGCAGUAGUAAUUCACAGUUAAAAACGUACGGUUAUAGCGGAAUAAUUUUCAAAAACAAAAUAAUAACAUCUUGAAAUAAAGCAAAAACCAAUUAACGCGCGCCUAAAUCAUAAACGUACAAGAAAAUAAUAAUAAGAAAAAACAUUUAACGAAAAUGACAAAAGUCGAAUUAUAUAAAUCGCGUAUAUUUGUUACGAUCAUACAUUUAUUGGCUUUAGGCCAAUUUGUAUAUGCUUUCCAUUUUCAUAAGUUUGAAACCCAAAGAAGUUAUAAAUUGAAAAAUGCAGAAGUUAAGAGAAUGGUUCCCGAUACAGUGGAGAAAAAAGUGCAGUAUUUAACAUAUUGGUGUUUGAUUAUUCAAGCUUUAUAUUAUACAAUAUCUUUAAUAAACGAUUUUGUGGGUAGCAAUGAAGUUGCUCCCAAAAAAAUGCCCUUAAUACGUAAAAUUAAAGAUUAUAUGAUGGCUACUUUCGCUUUUCCCAUUGCUUUAAAUGUUGGCAUAACAUUUUGGGGUCUAUAUGCUGUUGAUCGUGAACUAGUCUUCCCUAAAGUCUUAGAUGCUGUAUUCCCUAGCUGGUUAAAUCAUAUCAUGCAUACAAACAUUGUUGUCUUUAUUGUUUUGGAAAUGUUCAUUUCCUUCCGCGCUUAUCCACCCAGAGCUAAAGGUAUUGCUGGUCUCUCCAUUUUCAUGUUAUGCUACUUAGUAUGGUUACAUAUUGUCAAACAUUAUUCGGGUGUUUGGGUGUAUCCCGUUUUGGAAGUUUUACAAUUACCCCAACGUAUUGUUUUCUUUGUGGGCUCUCUAGUCUUCACCUUGGCUUUGUAUAUGUUUGGUGAAGUUAUGAACAAUAUUGUCUGGUCGAAGGAACUGAAGAUGGCUCAACGCAAACAUAAGUAAAUUAAAAUUUAGAUAAUAUAUCUUCAAUAUACAUACAGCCUUUUCUUCUUAUUAAGAUCUUUUUAACUAAAUCAUAACUAAACUUUUGACAAAAUCGAUAAAUAAAGUGAGACAAAAACCAAAAAGAUAAUAUUCUUAUGAUAAAACUAAAUCUAAAAUUUUUAAAAAAAGCUUUGUGACAUAACAUUUAUUACAUAUUAUAACUUAAUAUUGAAUAGGUGGUAUUUAAAUUUUAGAGCAAAACUUAAAAUAUAUAUCAAGCAGAAACUUAAAUGGCCUUUAUUUCUGAAAGGCAUUGUUUAAGCAAAAUCUAUACAUACAUAUGUUUUAAAUUAAUAAUUGUGUUGGUUCUAUAUAUAUAGUGAAUAGUAUUUAAAUUUAUUAAUUAGUAAAAAAUUUUGCAAAAUAAUACUAUAAAAUAUUUUCUUUAAUCACAAAACAAAUGAACACUCACCUUUCUCAUAUCAAAUGCACGUAAAGUUACAUGAAACACAAAAAAAUAUACUUGAUUUCGGUUUUUUUUUUCUUUCGACACAUUAAAGUAAUAAAUUAUAAAAUAAAUAUUUAAUAAAGAUUAAAAACAACACAAGCGAGAUUCAAUAAAGAAAUGAUAAACCAAAAAAACUUUAA
Molecule: messenger RNA, 1587 nt
Organism: Lucilia cuprina (Australian sheep blowfly)
Lineage: Eukaryota; Metazoa; Arthropoda; Insecta; Diptera; Calliphoridae
Product: androgen-induced gene 1 protein
Exons: 4
Coding region: 214-957 (247 amino acids)
Cellular component (GO): endomembrane system; membrane
Source: RefSeq, a predicted model, not a curated record